This is a messenger RNA of Fusarium redolens, 829 nucleotides long. RefSeq lists its product as uncharacterized. The record is from RefSeq and is a predicted model, not a curated record. NCBI's taxonomy places the organism in Eukaryota, Fungi, Ascomycota, Sordariomycetes, Hypocreales, Nectriaceae. The transcript has a single exon. The coding region runs from base 553 to 810 and encodes 85 amino acids.
GCUAGAAUUUUCUCAAAAAUACCGCCUCUUUGACGAGGGCAGCCACUUGUAUAUACAUCUGUAAAUCUUUGGUUCUUCAUCCCCCACAAGCGUAGUACUCAGAUCCUAGCACCCUUGAUACCGACUUGGCUCUCAACUCCCGAGUAUUCAAGACGAAUCAUCAUUGGGUUUCCAUCACGGGGCCGAGACUCGAGCACAGCAGCAGGAACCGCGAUAUAGUAGCACGCAUGUCUAUGAUUGGUGACAGUCCAGCUCGAAGCGCUGAGCGGCGAAGCCUCAAACAGGGGUCCAGCCAAUAAGACUUCAGAUCCGGACUUCAUCGACCUCGAUACCUGUACUUCGUCACGCGCCAAAGGGUGAUUAAUGCAGGGCCGUUAUUGUGCGCAAGGGAAUAUUUUCAUAUUUUUCACAGUGAUGAGCCGCCGGAUUGGUUCUGCGAAGCCUUAGUCUGGGAAUUAAGUCGUAGUGCAUGUGGAUGUUGGAGAUUCGUUUCACUCAGUGAUGUUGGGCCGGUGAUAACGGCGGUUGAGAAUGAUCAACUAGCGGUGGCCCAUGCAUUGUUGGCGUCCAUUUCUAAAGCGAAGCGCCAGGGGUCGUUGUUGGUUCUUGAUAUGCUUAUCGUGUAAGUUGACCUGCAGCCGUUGUCAUGGUUUUGACAGCGUUAGAGAUUGGUCUUGGCAAGAAGACGCUGAACUCGAGAUUACCUCCUUUCUAGAUUUUGCUCUUAAGCGAAAAACUUGGCGAUGCGAUGUUGCACCAUCUUGGUUCCGGUGUAAGCGCCAGGGGUUAGCAUUUGAAAUAGAUUCAUGACGCUGCUUAGAGAUACAAC